UUUCAAGGCGUUCGGAUCAUUCGAAAAUGAGCGGAAGAAUUGGCAAAGCUUCUGGAGAACGAGAAAGUAAUGCAGAAAAAGCUUCGUCUUGCGCAUCAGAAGAGAAUCUAAACGCGGGCACAAAGAGAAAAACCGAAGAAGAUGCUUCGGAAAAUGCUUUUGUAGCCAUACGAUUAAAGAAGGAUGACUCUCCGGCUUCGGUAACAGAAAAUUCCCGGGAAAAUCAACACAUCCAUUUUUCAGAUACAACUAUCUUCGCACUGAACACUGAUUGCUGGGUAGUUGUAUUUUCUUACCUCAGCUUGAGAGAUCAAUUGCAAGUGGCCACCUCCAAUCGGUAUCUUAAAACUGUUUUCCAUGACUUACUGUAUAAGAGGUACAAACACCUUACGGAAAGUGGCACUACCAAUAUCGACGAAACGGAUCUGCAUAAUUUACUCGAAAUCGUUGGAGAGAACGUGCUCAGCUAUGAGUCAUCACUCGAUCCUCAGGCCAAUGGCGAUCAGCACUUGUGGCUACUGCGGAGGUACUGCCCCAACUUGCAAUACCUUAAAAUGGCAAUUCGACGGACCAGGUGGUUCGAUCUGCAGCAAUUGAAGAAUCUGACGUCGUUGCACGUCUAUCUGGACUUUGCCAGUCCUGAGAUCUACAGGGACUUCGUCUUUGGCCUACUGAAACUGCCAUGCCUAAAGAAAUUAAAGUUGGAGGCAAGAGAUUAUAAGCUAAACGGCUUGCAUGUUCUGAAAAAUUUGGAAUUUCUAGAGAUCAAGUGCCUUCCGGCACUGGAUGCAAAUUGUUUGGUCGAUUGUUGCACGAAUAUGAAGCAGUUGCGUCACCUUAACGUGGGCCAAUUCAUCGAUAACCUCACCACGGAAAACUUUAGGAUAAUUGUGACGAACUGUCGCCAGCUGGAAAGUCUGGUCUUUGGAGAAGGACUGCAGGUAUCUUCUGUUGCCUACGAGAUCGUCUGCCAGCUGCCCAAGCUGAAGCAUUUGCAGUUGUGGCAUACGGACUCAAUAAGACCGAGUUUCAUCGAGGGAAUGAUUAAUAAAACUGGUGCUCCGUUGGAAUGCCUUAUUUUGACGGGAUUCAUUUUGAAAACUGAGCAAGUACAGCAUCUUUGCGAGAUUUCUUCGCUCCGGGAACUUUCUGUGAGCUGCGAAACAGUCCCCUUGGAAAGCCUACUAAAGUUAAAAAACCUGGAAGCACUGGACACAUGCAUGCCAACUGUUACCAACGAUCAGCUUUUGGCGCUUCUGAUGGGCUGCCCGCUUUUAAGUGUACUUAGUGCGUCUCAUUCCCUGUCAAUAACCUCAGAAUUUGUAUCAGAAGCAACUCGAUUGUUUAGUAGCCGAAAGAUCAAAAUCUACUUGCAUGAAACAUCUGUUGAUUGGGAUGCACUACCGAUUGCAAAUGACAAUAAGUUUAUUCAAUUCGUAAGGGGAAAGUUAAGUAGUCCCAUCUUGAUAAACCACGAGAUAUACGAUAAAUAGAAAAGAUAGUUCCCCAUUUUACAUGUUUUCAAAUGCAAAAGAUAUAUUCUGUAUAUAUUCUUAAAAUGUAAUAAAAAUUUUUAUUAAUUUCAA
Drosophila biarmipes is the source of this 1586-nucleotide messenger RNA. RefSeq lists its product as uncharacterized. Lineage: Eukaryota; Metazoa; Arthropoda; Insecta; Diptera; Drosophilidae. The transcript has a single exon. The record is from RefSeq and is a predicted model, not a curated record. Bases 27 to 1493 code for a protein of 488 amino acids.